Penicillium vulpinum is the source of this 462-nucleotide messenger RNA. RefSeq lists its product as uncharacterized. The transcript is spliced from 2 exons. The record is from RefSeq and is a predicted model, not a curated record. The coding region runs from base 1 to 462 and encodes 153 amino acids. Lineage: Eukaryota; Fungi; Ascomycota; Eurotiomycetes; Eurotiales; Aspergillaceae.
AUGAAGACUUCUUUCGUUACCCUUGCACUUUCUCUCGCUGUUGCUACCUUCGCCGCUCCUGCCACUGAGUCCCGAGCCUACCCCUACAGCAUCGGUGGCCUUUCCCUCAAGCAUACUAUUGAGGGCGACACCUGGGAUUUGGGAUUCUAUCUUACUUCCAGGAACCCCACGGGAGAAGCCCUUGAGACCACGACCUGCCACACUGCUUGGACAAACGGCACACUUCCUGUCGGCCCUAAGAGCCCCGAGCCUUGCGCCGAUCCCGACUUCUCCUUCUUCUUCCCCGCUGGUGCUUUCAAUAUCGAGAGAUAUGAAGUCGCUGCUGAGGGUCCUGCUGGAGCAGCCGUGGCGGUUAUUGAGUCUGGUUACAAGUACCAGUGUGGCCCUUACACCGGCCCUGUUGGUAAUGUUGACACUGAAUGCAAGACUAUCAACGGUGGGGAAUUCUAUCUCCAUCAGUAG